CACAAGAAAAAGACCCGCCUACAAUCAUGUAUGGUUGAGCGAGCUAGGCGUUGUUAGCAAAGAAAGACUGUCAGAUUACUUUGCUGGCUAGCGGGGCUGGGAUAUCUGUCUCUUCUGGUUGUUUUGACGGAAAAUGGCUAGCUACAGACAGACCUGGCGUCGACUGGUGCCAUAGCAUGCGGCGAGGCUGGCAGCGACGCGUUUUUCCUUUGUCCUCCCUAUGAGUAAUGAACACUUUCUGGACAAUGUCUGCAAACGCCAGUCGUAAGCGAUCCGACAGCGAGGAUAAAGUCGGGCAGGGCGAGCCGAAGACGAGCCCCCCCCGAGCGCCUUUAGGCAAGAAGCAGCUGCCCUCCAUCCCCAAGAACGCCGUCCCCGUCACCAAGCACGCGUCGGGGCAACUGGCCAACGGGACCCACGCCUCCUACGGGCCCUUCUACCUGGAGUACUCCCUCCUGGCGGAGUUCACGCUGGUGAUAAAGCAGAAAUUGCCCGGGAUAUAUGUCCAGCCUUCCUACAGAUCAGCACUGAUGUGGUUUGGGGUUAUUUUUAUAAGACACGGCUUGUACCAGGACGGGGUCUUCAAGUUCACGGUAUACAUCCCAGAUAACUACCCUGAUGGUGAAUGCCCGAGAGUGGUGUUCGACAUCCCAGUUUUCCAUCCUUUGGUGGAUCCGGUGUCAGGAGAGCUGGACGUCAGGAGAGCCUUUACCAAAUGGAGGCGGAAUCACAAUCACAUCUGGCAGGUUCUGAUGUACGCCCGCACCAUCUUCUACAAGAUCAGCACCGUGGAGCCGCUCAACCCCGAGGCCGCCGUGCUGUACGACAAAGAUGUCCAGCUAUUCAAAAGCAAGGUGGUGGACAGCGUGAAACUAUGCAACAGUCAUCUUUUUGACCAGCCCAAGAUGGACGAUCCGUAUGCAAUAAGUUUCUCUCCGUGGAACCCAGCUGUCCACGAUGAAGCAAAGGAGAAGAUGUUCACAUAUAAAAGACGGCCGGAGGAUCACCAUAAGGGGCUACAAGUGUCUGGACUGUCCUGGGUAAAGCCGGGAUCUACACAGCCCUUCAGCAAAGAGGACAGCACUCUCCAGACAUGAGCCUGCAGUCCAACCUGUUCUCCACUAGAGGGUGCUGCCAGAGCAAGAGACCUGACAGGCUUGCAGAAUAUGUAAACCGAAUCUGAACCAGCUGUAUGGACUUAAUUUGCGCCUUUCUCGCUCAGCUUUAAAUGAACUUUAGGUUUCUGCUCAGAAAGUAGAAUUAAAUGGCUUUUGUGUAAUCCGUGUAAAUCGAUAGCUACAAGCUUGGAUGUUGAAGCUAGUCCUAGGUAAGGUCAACCAUUUGCAGGUUGAUUCAGGAUUGAGGAAUGUAACUGACAGGUCAUGAUGGCAUUUGAGUUGAUCGGAAUGUGAGAUCACACAACCAUUUUUUUGCUCAGAACUGUGUUGAAUUGGAUCUUCAGCAAAACGAAUGAGACGUUAACACUACGCAUUUUAAAUUUAAUUUUUGUUUUUUUAGAAAUAUUUUUCUUAAUUCAGCCAUAUUGUGUAUUACGUCUUAAAUAGUUUUAAUAUAUACUGACAGAUCAGGUUUUAAGAUGUAUAAUAUUAUACAUAUAAGUAGCUUUGUUUGUUUCCAUAUUGUACAUAUGGUACUGAUGGAUCAAGUGUAAGGUGCAUAAUAUUAUACAUAUUAGUAACUGAGUUAAUUUCCAUAUUAUAAUUAAUAUUUUAAUUCAUCUUGAAUGUGUUCAUGAUCUUUAUUUUUAAUAAAUCAGUAAAUCGUUUUGUUGUGUAAAUAUACUGAACAGUUUGGUGUACAUGCCUGAGUCCGUCUAAAUGUGGCUGAAAUAUGCAGUUUUUACUCUGUUUGUCUAUUUAUAUUCAGCUGGAGUUAGACAAACAUUCAUUUAGAAGUUUUCUUCUUCACUUGACGAGUUGACGCCAUUUGCUUCUGGACUGGUGAACAUACCGAACAGUUGUUUUAGUUUAGCAUCGCACUUAUUUUUCCCCCCAAGGUAAAUGACUUCAGACGAACAACAUGCCAUACCAUAAAGGUAAUAAGUGUUUUUAAAAAUCAAUAAAUGACUCAUGAAGUUGA
Molecule: messenger RNA, 2100 nt
Organism: Anguilla anguilla (European eel)
Lineage: Eukaryota; Metazoa; Chordata; Actinopteri; Anguilliformes; Anguillidae
Product: AKT-interacting protein
Exons: 10
Coding region: 228-1097 (289 amino acids)
Source: RefSeq, a predicted model, not a curated record